AUGAGGAAGCAUUUCAAAGACACCAUCAGCUUGAUUUACACCGAUGCAGGUAAAUUAUUAUUUUCAUUUUUUUUUCUUAUAUGUAUUAUAUUGUUUUUCAGAUUCAUUGGUGUAUCAUAUCAAGACUCAAGAUUUUUACUUAGACCUGCUGAAUAAACCUGGACUUUUGGAGUGUACAGACACGACCUACCGAAAGACCACCCGUGCUACGUUACAGAGAGGAAGAAGGUACCUGAUUUGUUCUCUGAUGAGUCGGAUGGAAGAACAAUAA
Messenger RNA from Cinara cedri, 271 nucleotides. NCBI's taxonomy places the organism in Eukaryota, Metazoa, Arthropoda, Insecta, Hemiptera, Aphididae. The record is from the annotation of a GenBank genome assembly.